CCCCUUUAACACCUCCCCUACCCCCCAACCCAUGCCCCCGCCGAACUCUAACCCUAACCCUAACCCUAACCCUAACCCUAACCCGAGCGUCUCUCCCCCCUGAUCCAUGUCCGCCUUAGCAGGAGAGCCCGAGCGCCGUCCCCUGCCUCCUCCGCCUCCGGCGCCGGCGACGCGGAGGCUCGGGCCCGGCCAGCCGUGGUCGCACCUGGAGACGGUCCACCUGAUCGACGCCUACGAGCAGCGGUGGUACGCCCUCAAGCGGGGCCAGCUCAAGGCGCAGCAGUGGGAGGAGGUCGCCGCCGAGGUCGCCGCGCGGUGCGGCUUCGAGCGGCCCUCCAAGACCGGCACCCAGUGCCGCCACAAGAUCGAGAAACUCCGCAAGCGCUACCGCGCCGAGCGCCUCCGGCCCGUCGCCUCCCCCUGGCCCUACUUCGAACGCAUCGACCGCAUGGAGCGCGGGCCCAUGCCCAUCUCCGUGCGGCCCCCUCCCUCGCGGCUUCCCCAGGCGCUCCCGAUCGCGUCCAGCGACGAGGAGAACGACGACGCCGAAGACGACGACGGCGCGGGCGAGGACGACGGGGUGCGGAUCGCCAGCAACACGCGGAGCAUCAAUGGGAUCCUUCGCGAGUCCAGCUGGGGGUUCCCUAGGGCAUCGGCGAACCCUCCCCCUCUUCCCCCGCGGAAAUUGAGCCAUUACCAGAAGGUUGAAGCGGAAGACGAUGAUGAUGACGACGACGACGAAGAUGAUGAAGAAGAGGAGGCGGAGGAGGAUGUGGGAGUAAAGCUGAUGUCGCAGCUCGCGACAGUGGUGCGGAGGUUCGGAGAUGGAUUGGAGAGGUUGGAGAAGAGGAGGAUGGAGCUGAUGAGGGAGAUUGAGAGGGAUUGGAUGGAGAUGGAGACGAAAAGGGCUGAGAUGGUGAUGGAGUCGCAGCGCUAUCUUGUGGAGACCAUUGCCGGUGCUUUCACCUCAGCAAAGAAGGCCAAGAAAGCCCGGGAUUCAUGAGAAUGCUAAUAAUGCCAGGUCCUGCAAACACAAUCUCCAGACCCUGGUCUUUCUUAAUUAGAAAAAAGAAAUUUGGGCGGAGAUCGCGUUUCCUUUUGACUUUGCUAAUUUAAGAUUUUAUUUUUCAUGCCCUUGACCCAAUACGGAUGUAGGGAUCUUGAAUAAUCUUGAAUAAUAGAAGUAGAUUUGGUUUAAUAUUUC
Ananas comosus (pineapple) is the source of this 1204-nucleotide messenger RNA. Its product is annotated as trihelix transcription factor ASIL2-like. The coding region runs from base 107 to 1003 and encodes 298 amino acids. Gene Ontology annotation, cellular component: nucleus. The record is from RefSeq and is a predicted model, not a curated record. Gene Ontology annotation, molecular function: transcription cis-regulatory region binding. Lineage: Eukaryota; Viridiplantae; Streptophyta; Magnoliopsida; Poales; Bromeliaceae. The transcript has a single exon.